AUGGCUUCCGCGCUGAGCCUCUUCGUGGUGAGCGCCGAGACGCGGGACACGCCCUUGGACCCCACGUCCGCCGGCAAGAACCACGACGAGUACCGGUGCUACAUCGACGCCGUCAAGUCGUAUGGAAAGAAGGACGGGAAGGAGAGCGACGACGAGGACGACGAGGACUCGCUGUGCGAGCGGACGGCCAAGCAGUGCGUCGUCCUCAUCUUCGGCAGGACGGCCGCCGGGGAGAGCAUCUGCAUCCGGACCAGGUUCGAGCCGAGCAUCUACCUGCUCCCUCCCGACGACAUGGUGGCGUACGGUCACGAGGUGGCGGAGCGCAUCUACCUGUCCGUGUACCGCAGGGCAUACGGGUGCAUGGUGUCGGUCGAGAAGGUCAGGCGGAAGAAGUUCAACGGUUUCCAUGGGGAUCGCGUGUUCGACUUCCUCCGUAUCCGUACCACGUCCGAGAAAGCAGCGAGGCAGUGCGGAUACGCGGUGCGGAAGAAAGGGUUGAACGUGUGGCUCAUUGACAGGGAACCCAAACGCUACGAACUGUACCAGGGGAACGUGAGCGCGAUGAUGGAGUUCUUGCACGAGUACUCCCUGCGCUCGGUCGGCUGGCACACCCUGGACCUGGCGGCGCCCGGCGUGGCGUUGGUGACGACCUCCGACAGGAUGAGCACGUGCGACCUGGAGUACACGUUCGAUGCGGCCGCUCUGGCGGUCGACGACGAUACGAGCGGCGAGCCGGACCUGGUGGAGUGCUCGUACGACAUAGAGGCGUGGGACGAGAACCGCGAUUUUCCGAUGGGCUCCAAGCCGUCCUCCAAGUGCAUCACCAUCGGCACCUCGUUCAAGCGGCGCGGCGAGGUCUACCUGAAGCACGCCGUCACCCUAAAGGACUCGCUGCCUCUGGAGGGCGCGGUCGUGGAGAGCUACGGCGACGAGAAGGAGGUGAUAGCGGCGUGGCUGAGGCUGCUGGCGAAGGAGCAGCCCGACGUGAUCUACGGCUACAACACGGAUCAGUUCGACUGGCGCUACCUCUUCGAGCUGGCCCAGCGUCUCGGCGUACCCUUCUCCGUGGGCCGGCUCGCGGGCGUCGUCAGCGAGUACCAGGAGAAGAUCAUGGAGUCGUCGGCCUUUGGCUUCAACCAGUUCUUCCUGGUCACCACCCCGGGCAUCCUCAACAUCGACGUCAUGCAGGCCAUCAAGCGCGCGCACAAGCUCGAGAGCUACAGUCUGGAGAACGUUUCGACGCUGUACUUGGGAGAGCACAAGGACGACAUGAAGUACAACCACAUGUUCGACCUCUUCGAGGAGGGCACGCCGGAAGGGAUCCGCGAGAUCGCCAAGUACUGCGUGCAGGACACGAUGCUGCCCAUCAAGCUGGCCGACAAGCUCAACAUCCUGAUCGACCACGUCGAGAUGGCGCGCGCCACGUACGUGCCGGUGGACUACCUGCUCAAGAGAGGCCAGCAGAUCAAGAUCUUCUCGUGCAUCCUGCGCCGCAUCCUGGGGAAGUAUCUGAUCAGGACGUACGAUGCCGACGAGGCGCCUCCGGAGGAGACGUACCAGGGAGCGACGGUCCUGGACGCGAAGGCGGGGGUGUACAUGGAUCCGGUGGUGGUGUGCGAUUUCGCAUCUCUCUACCCGAGCAUCAUGCAGGCGCACAACCUGUGCCUGACGACGUGGGUCACCGACUCCCGGUUCGCGGAUCUACCGGGCUACGAGUAUGCGAACUUCGAGAGGGUGGACGAGGACGGCAAGGUGACGAAGACGACGUUCGUGAAGAACCGGAGGGGCGUCAUCCCGGCCCUGCUCGAGGAGCUGGGCGAGCUGAGAAAGCUCGCGAAACAGAAGAUGAAGCAGGCGACGGAGCCGUUCCAGAAGAAGAGGUGGAAUUCCAUGCAGCUGGCCAUGAAAAUUGACGUGAUAGCCUUCGCCCCAGAUGGUCUUGUGAAAAUGGAUGUUCUUGGGGAGCUCGCCGUCUUCUGGACGCUUCCUCUCCCCUUUGUUCUUCCACGGCGAUUUGGGAAGAGCCUUCAGACGAAACGUCUCUUCGGUCUUCUCCCCGCCAAACCCAUCGCCGCGACGGUGACGAUGAUCGGCCGGAACAUGAUCGCCGCCACGAAGCAGUACGUGGAGGCGGAGUUCCCCGGCGCGGAGGUGAUCUACGGCGACAGCGUGACCGGGCCGACGCCGACGAUCGUGCGCGUUGCUGGGCGCGUCCACGUCGAGACUUUCGAGCGGCUCGCCGACCGCUGGGGUGGGGGGAAGUGGCUGGCUUGCCUGGACGACGGGCGCGAGGACAAACAGAGUUGCGAGCUCCCCGGAGUGGACGUGUGGACGGAGGCGGGUUGGACGCCUGCUCGCCGCGUCAUCCGGCACCUCCUCGCCCCCGAGAAGCGCAUCCUGCGGGUACUCACACACAACGGCAUGGUCGACGCGACGGACGACCACAGCCUGCUCGAUGCCCACGGCCAGGCCGUGUCUGCACGGGACGUGACCGGAGGGUUCGAAUUGCUCCACGCUCGAUACCCCGUUCUCGUCGAUGCCGAACGGAGCCUCUCCCGCUCCGAGGCGCGCGUGAUGGGCAUGUUCUGUGGCGAUGGGUCGUGCGUCUUCAGCGGAAAGAAGACUAGCUGGGCCAUCAAACACGCGGGCAUCCCCAAGAUCGAGUACUACCGCGAUCUGUGUGAGUGCGUGUACCCGGAGUGCGAGUGGGUCAUCGUGAACAUCACCGGCAGCUCCGGAACAUACAAGCUGGUUCCUCGCGGCUCGUACGGCUCGAUCGUGCGCCUUGUGCGGAAGUUUCGCGCCGUGGCGUACGCGGAUACGGCCAAGGUGGUGCCCGCCGCCAUAUUGAACGCAUCUAUCAAGGUGCGGCGGGCGUUCUGGCACGGUCUGAGUGACGCCGUCGGGAUCGAGGAUGCUGACGGGUACGUCUGCAUCGAGCAGAAGGAUCAGGUCUCGGUCGCGUCCUACGCCCUGCUGGCAUCGAGCCUAGGGUACAGUACGAGUUUCGACACCCGCGCGGACGAGCCCGACGUGUUCCGGCUGACACUGACCAAGAGGGCCCAGCGCGGGAACGCGAAAGCGGUGAAGCGCGUCGUUGAGGUCGAGUACGACGGCUGGGUGUACGACAUGACCACGGAGAAUCACCACUUUGCCGCCGGAGCCGGCCGGCUGGUGGUUCACAACACGGACAGCGUGAUGGUGAAGAUCCCGCCGGGGUCGCUGCCGGCAGAGGCCGAAGACGCCGUGCGGAAGGUGGAGGCGGCGAUGGGCGUGGGGAGGACGAUGGGCACCGGGGCGACGGAUCGUCUGUUCGAGAGGCCCAUCUCUCUGAUGUACGAGAAGGUGUACUCGCCCUUCAUCCUCGUGUCCAAGAAGCGCUACGGGGGGCUCAAGUUCGAGAAAGAGGGUGAGGAGCCCGAGGUGGACACCAAGGGGCUGGACCUCGUGCGCCGCGACAGGAUCCCGCUCGCGCGAGAGCUGCAAGGGACGAUUCUGGACCUCAUCCUGUACGAGCGCGACGUGCACGCGGCCGUGACGGCAUGCCGCGAGACGGCCGAGAACCUGUUGGCGGGUAGGAUCGGCGCCGGGAAGCUGAUCCUCAGCAAGCAGCUGAAGAAGGAGUACAAGUCCGUCCAGCCCCACGUGAUAGUGGCCGAGAAGCUCAAGGGGCGUCGUCCGGGCUCGGAGCCUCGACCCGGGGACAGGGUCCCGUUCGUGUACCUGGACGUGGGAGACGCAAAGGCGAAGACGACGGACAUGGCGGAGGACCCUACCUACGCGGAGGAGAGAGGGCUGGUCCUGAACUACGAAUACUACCUGACGAACUGCCUGGUGAAGCCGCUGUCGACGAUAUUGGAUCUGUUCGUGACGCACGGCAAGGCCGCGGACAUCCUCUUCGGCGACAUCAUCAGGAAGCACAGGACGAAGAAGAAUGGCAACAAUAGCAUAGAAUCCUAUUUCCGUCCGCUGGCGUCGAACGCGGCGCCGAAGAGGAAGUGGAAGGACAUGUAG
Messenger RNA from Klebsormidium nitens, 4014 nucleotides. Lineage: Eukaryota; Viridiplantae; Streptophyta; Klebsormidiophyceae; Klebsormidiales; Klebsormidiaceae. The record is from the annotation of a GenBank genome assembly.